Bolinopsis microptera is the source of this 864-nucleotide messenger RNA. RefSeq names its product sushi, von Willebrand factor type A, EGF and pentraxin domain-containing protein 1-like. Lineage: Eukaryota; Metazoa; Ctenophora; Tentaculata; Lobata; Bolinopsidae. The transcript is spliced from 7 exons. The coding region runs from base 48 to 791 and encodes 247 amino acids. The record is from RefSeq and is a predicted model, not a curated record.
UUUGUAGAUAGCUGAAGUUCACGUACCAAAGAAGGAACGUUAGACCGAUGUUUAACAAACAGUUGUUCAUUUUAAUUUGGUGGCUGAUAGCAGGGAUAUCGACUGAAAUAGUGACAAUAUCAGAUUGUAAACUUGGAGAAGAGUUGAACCCUACAGCUACAGCAUGUACGAUGUGCAGACCAGGGCACUACAGAAACAGUACAAUGUCAGAGUGCGCUAAAUGUGCUGUGAACAGUAUUGCACCCUACAGAGAAAGUAUAUUGUACGAGAACUGUCCGAAGUGUUCAGAUGGGGCUGUAGCCGAUGAACCGAGGUGGCAGUGUAUUGAGUGUAGGAUUGGGACGUACAGGAGCUCUGACCUGACUGUCUGUACGGGCUGUCCUCUCAAUACGUACGCUAGUAGCACAGGGAGUUCGGAAUGUGCGGAAUGUGGGGCCGGAACAGCGGCUAACUCUCUGAGAACCGGAUGUGACAAGUGUCCAGUGGGAGAGUACAGGAGUUCAGAUAUGGACACGUGUUCAAAGUGUGCUACAGAGGGAACUGAACCGAAUGUAGAACAGAGUACUUGUGUUGAUAUUCCGACUUGUGGACCCGUGAACAUCCCCAACUCUAUAGUGAGCAGUGACAGUGAGGAGCAGCUACGUGGAACUGUUGUGCACGUGACAUGUAUCGAUGGUUUUCACCACGUGGGCACAGAGAGUAUCACGUGUCAGGGAUCACGUGACUGGUCACAUGAUAGUAUUGUUGAUACAGCGCGAACAUGUCAGAGAUUAGAAAACAAACAUUUCUAACCUCGUCGAACAAGAAAGGAGUGAUUGGAAGGGAGGUUAUGGCAGUUUCUAGUCUAGCUACCACUCUACUGUC